Chiloscyllium plagiosum (whitespotted bambooshark) is the source of this 2166-nucleotide messenger RNA. Its product is annotated as cationic amino acid transporter 2-like. Lineage: Eukaryota; Metazoa; Chordata; Chondrichthyes; Orectolobiformes; Hemiscylliidae. The record is from RefSeq and is a predicted model, not a curated record. Gene Ontology annotation, cellular component: plasma membrane. Gene Ontology annotation, biological process: L-arginine import across plasma membrane; L-ornithine transmembrane transport. Gene Ontology annotation, molecular function: L-ornithine transmembrane transporter activity; L-lysine transmembrane transporter activity; L-arginine transmembrane transporter activity.
CACACUAGCUUUCGGAGCGACACCCUUUCAUCAGAUGAUUUCCUGUGGUCCGAUGCAGUCAUUUGCUCACUGCCUUAUUCGGAGAAAAAUAGUGACAGAGGAUUGCAUUCAAGAGACCAAUCUCCGUCGCUGUUUAUCAACCAUUGACCUUAUUGCUCUGGGCGUUGGAAGCACGCUGGGUGCUGGUGUGUAUAUAUUGGUUGGAGACGUUGCCAAAAGACAGUGUGGGCCGAGCAUUGUAAUCUCUUUCCUAAUUGCUGCACUUGCAUCAGUGUUGGCAGGUCUGUAUUAUGCAGAGUUUGGUGCGAGAGUACCAAAGACUGGAUCGGCUUAUCUCUACAGCUAUGUAACCAUUGGAGAAUUUUUGGCGUUUAUUACCGGUUGGAAUUUAAUUCUCUCAUAUGUCAUUGGCACAUCUAGUGUGGCGAUAGCAUGGAGUGGUACCUUUGAUGCAUUGUUCGGCAAACGGAUUGAAAAUUUUCUCAGCAGCCAUGUGAAAAUGGAUGCACCAGGAUUGGCCAAAUAUCCAGAUUUCUUUGCUGUGUGUUUGAUCAUAUUAUUGGCAGGACUCCUUUCAUUUGGUGCAAAAGAAUCAACAACAGUAAAUAAAGUCUUUACGAUAAUUAAUGGCCUCGUGCUUGUGUUUGUUAUUAUCGGAGGUUGCGUUAAAGGAAACAUUGAUAACUGGAGGAUUACUACUGAGGUGCUGUUGAACAUCACUGCAGAAGCACGGAAUCUAUCCUCUAUUGUAAACAUAACCAGCGAUUAUGGAGUAGGAGGAUUUAUGCCUUAUGGAUUCAGUGGCACUCUGUCUGGUGCCGCCACUUGUUUCUAUGCAUUUGUAGGGUUUGAUUGCAUAGGAACGACAGGUGAAGAGGUGAAAAGUCCUCAGAAGUCCAUCCCAGUUGGGAUUAUAGCAUCUCUUCUCAUUUGCUGCUUAGCCUACUUUGGGGUUUCUGCUGCUCUUACGCUUAUGAUACCUUACUAUCUGCUUGAUACUCAAAGCCCAAUCCCUGUGGCCUUUGAAUAUGUGCGAUGGAGUCCUGCAAGAUACUUUGUAGCUGUGGGCUCUCUGUGUGCACUUUCAACAAGCCUGCUGGGCAUGAUGUUCCCUUUACCCCGCAUCCUGUUUGCUAUGGCAAGGGAUGGCUUACUGUUUGACUUUCUAGCAAAACUGAGUAAACGUCACACCCCAGUUAUUGCCACAAUAAUUUCAGCAAGCAUUUCUGCUGUAAUGGCAUGCCUAUUUGAUCUGAAGACACUGGUUGAUAUGAUGUCCAUUGGAACACUUCUGGCCUACACAUUGGUGGCAAUAUGUAUCAUUAUUUUGAGGUACCAACCAGACUUUAGUAAGAAUGUUGGCAUUGAAAUGAAUGAAGAGAAACAAUGUGAACACACUACAGAGUCCCCAAAGGAAUCUUUCAACAUUAACUUAUUGGUAAUUCCUCUUCAAUUCCCAUCACCGCAGUCAUCAAGUAUUGUUACAUGUUGUGUGGGACUAACAGUCAUUUUAAUUUGCAUUCUAAGUGCAAUGAUCACUCUUAGGCUGGAUUCAAUCAUUGCAGCAGAGAGCUGGAGUCUUGGUUGCUUGGUGCCGGUCCUGUUGAUAUUAGCAGUCACAGUAUUUAUUAUCUGGAGACAACCUCAAAACCAGAAGAAAGCCUCAUUUAUGGUGCCGUGUGUACCAUUCCUGCCAAUAUUCAGUAUUUUGAUAAACAUUUACCUGACGGUGCAGUUGAGUGCAGACACCUGGAUUCGCUUCUCUGUUUGGAUAGCAAUUGGUUUACUGAUAUAUUUUGGCUAUGGCAUUCGACACAGCGUGGAAGGUCAGUGACAUCAAGAAUGCUCUAUUUUGAAUCGAUUUGAAAACGAAAAGCCAGCUGAGAAAGAGAAUAAGAAUGAGGCUUGUUCAGGAACCAAUGAUCCAUCAAGGAUAAGCUAGUAAUUACAACUUCUGAACAAAUUGAAUAUGAACAGUCCAGUUCCUCUACAAAAUAAAGUCAAAUUUCUUUUAUACAUUUUUAACAUAAUUACACACACGAAGAAUCUUUGCAGGAGUGCUAUCAAAAGUUUGAUGAUUAUUAACUAUUACACUCAGAAAAAUGUUACCUAAACACUAAGGAAGGGAGGUCAAUAUGAAUGUACUUUGCUAUACCAGUUCUACUC